UCUCUCUCCUCUCUCAAAAUCUUCGAUCCCUCCAAACUACAGCUUAUUCUUCAAACGACUGAGAUCGAAUUAUGUUCCCCAAUCUCCUGCUUUGCUCUCACCGUCUUGACAAUUCCAGGAAGAAGAAGAAGAAGAAUGGAGUUGUGAGGAGCAAUAUGAAGGGCGGUGAAUUUGAAGUUGAAGAUGAUCAGUUGCAAUCGCCGUUCUCCGUUCCUUUCCAGCGAUCAGAUCCUCUGGAGCUGAAGCAAUCCAGAUUUUCUCUGCGUUCCGACUACUCUUGCUGCAGAGGCGCCGCCUUCAAGGAGAAGAAGAAAGGCGAAAUGGCCAACAAGGUCUCCAACUUCUCCGAUCUCAUUCAACGAGUCACCGCUUCCUGUUUGCUCCACCCUCUCGCCGCCGUCCGUCAUGAUUCCGGCGAGAUCGCCGCUAAGAAUCGCGAGGCGUCCUACGAUUCCGACGAGCUCGACGAGGACGAGGAGUCUGCGGAAGCAGAAGAAGGAGGUGAAGGCCAGGGAUGUGGAGGUUGAGAAUCUCAGAGAGAAGCUCAAGAACUCUGUGACACUUUCCAAGGGCAGCAGCUAUGGCGGCAAGAAAGGAAGAUCGCAGUCCAAGAGGAAAGUCGGCUGCAGUUUUGGUCAAGUGGCGGCAUCCCCCGUCCCUGAGCUGUUCGAGGCCACAAUGAGCCAAGUGAAAGAGGCCUCAAAAGCCUUCACAUCGCUUUUGCUCUCCCUUAUGCGCUCUGCUCACUGGGACAUUGCUGCUGCAGUGCGCUCCAUAGAAUCAGCCAUUGCUGAAACUGACAAUGCUUACCUUGACACUGUUGCCACCACCCACCAUGCGAAGUUUGCUCUGGAAUCUUAUAUUUCCCGCAAGAUUUUCCAUGGGUUCGAUCACGAGACCUUCUACAUGGAUGGUAGUCUCUCCUCGCUGCUCAAUCCCGACCAGUUUCGGCGGGACUGUUUCACCCAAUAUCGUGACAUGAAGGCCAUGGAUCCUGCUGAGCUUCUUGGAAUCUUACCAACUUGUCAUUUUGGCAAAUUCUGCUCCAAGAAGUAUCUUUCCAUUGUUCACCCCAAAAUGGAGGAGUCCUUGUUCGGAGACUCGGAGCAGCGUCGACAAAUCUUGGCUGGUAACCACCCCAGGAGUCAGUUCUAUGCCGAGUUCUUGGGGCUGGCCAAGGUGGUUUGGCUGCUUCAUUUGCUGGCAUUCUCGCUCGACCCAGCUCCAAGCCAAUUUGAGGCAAGCAGAGGAGCUGAAUUCCAUGCACAGUAUAUGGAAAGUGUGGUGAAAGUCUCAUGUGGACGGGUAUCAACUGCUCUUACUGUGGGAUUUCCAGUUAGUCCUGGGUUCAAGUUGGGUAAUGGUUCUGUCAUCAAAGCCAGAGUUUUCUUAGUUUCCAGGAAUUGAGAUAUUUUUAUGGCAUUAUUUAGCUUACCCACAACUUGUUAUGCUUUCAUCCUAGUUUGGCUAAAAGAAAAACAACAAUAAUAAUUGACAAAAAAAAAAAAAAAAACUUUUAGGAUGGUAGAACAGUGAUUAUAGUAAGCUGCCGUCAUCAUUGUUCCACCUUUUCUUUGAGUUGUAAGUUGGAAUCCUUCUUUCUUACAUAUUUGUAAUUUAGUAAUCUAAAAGAAUGACUAUGGCAAGUCAUUCAUGUUUAUAAUUAUGUAUGAUUAUGUGUUUACCUUGAGUUAAAUGAUAAUAGAUGCACUAUUGCACUGUGGUACGAAACAA
This is a messenger RNA of Momordica charantia (bitter melon), 1734 nucleotides long. RefSeq names its product glucose-6-phosphate isomerase, putative (DUF641) (gene GIL1). Lineage: Eukaryota; Viridiplantae; Streptophyta; Magnoliopsida; Cucurbitales; Cucurbitaceae. Gene Ontology annotation, biological process: negative gravitropism; response to red or far red light. The record is from RefSeq and is a predicted model, not a curated record.